This is a messenger RNA of Aspergillus puulaauensis, 1218 nucleotides long. Its product is annotated as phosphatidate phosphatase App1 family protein. The coding region runs from base 1 to 1218 and encodes 405 amino acids. Gene Ontology annotation, molecular function: phosphatidate phosphatase activity. Gene Ontology annotation, cellular component: actin cortical patch. Lineage: Eukaryota; Fungi; Ascomycota; Eurotiomycetes; Eurotiales; Aspergillaceae. The transcript has a single exon. The record is from RefSeq and is a predicted model, not a curated record.
AUGAGUUCUCCCGUCCAAACAAAGGACCCUGCCAUCCCCCAAAAGAUGGAGAGGUUCUCGAGCUCUUUGAAACGCUACUCCAGCAUCAUAAGAAUGGCCUCAAACACGUUAUUGCGGCAGCCUUCGCAGGUUGCAAAUGCCCACCAAAAUACGGUCUGGUUGAUGGAUAACACUGCCUACCGACACCCAGCGUCGCAUGUAUCCGGUGAACCUCAUUCAUGGCGUGUCGAGGUUGUGGCCUGCGUGUUCCGAAAAGAUAGCAGACGAGAUGUGAGUAAGUUUGUCGCUGUGAUCGCAGAUCUCAUUGGACUCGACGGGGCCGUCGGCACAGAAAAGGAGAUCCGCCGUCGGAUUGCGCAGCGUCUACAGCCUUUCCUAUACCAAGUCGUUCCGGGUCACUCGAUGAUGCUAGAGUUACCUCUACCCAACCACACCACUCAAAUUCACCAAAUUGGACCCACAGAAGACAAUGGUAUUAUCUCGCAGGUGGUGAACACCGGCGUCCGACACAUAGCAGACGGGACCCGAGUACGGGCUCACAUUCGAGGUGUGAAGGACAGGGCAUCGAUGGAAACGACAUUUGCUGGGCCAGAAGGCUGGCUGGUCGUAUCCGACAUCGAUGAUACAAUCAAAUACACCAAGACGUCGGAUACAACUGGGAUAAUCCGCACGACUUUCGCGGAAGAACCGAGACCCAUUGCGGGCAUGCCUCAGCUAUAUUCUCGGAUAGAGUCACGGUUCGAACCCACAUGGUUCUACCUUUCUGCGUCGCCGUAUAAUUUGUACCCUUUCCUUCGAGAAUUCCUGCACGACAAUUUCAGCCGGGGAACACUCAUUCUUCGAGAUUCCUCCUGGCUGGACAUUAGCGAACUGGUCAAGUCAUUCACUGUGAACACACAGGAAUACAAGGUCGACCGCAUUAGGAAAAUCCGGAAGUGGUUUCCGCACCGGCGAGCGCUCUGCAUUGGAGACUCCACCCAAACGGACCCUGAGGCUUACGCAGAAAUCUACAAACGACAUCCCGAGUGGAUCCAUGCUAUUUUCAUUCGAAAGGUCAUGGAUGUGCCUCAUAUGGAGGAACGUAACUCGCCGAAAAGGUUUGCGGAUGCCUUUAGGGAUGUUCCGAAGCAUAUCUGGCGGGUGUUCGAGCACCCAAAAGAAGUCUACCACGCACUGGAUGAAAUCAGAGCGAGAGAUAGCGCAAGCUUCUAUCCUUAA